AAACCUUCUUUAAAAAUUAUGCGGAAACACAUAUGCACGCCAUAAACUGGGAUCGCCUCUGAUGGGUGACAGACUUUCCGACUUCCGUCGCCUGCUCCUGCUUUCACUCUUUUAUUGAGCGAGUCCUCAGACUUUCCGACUUCCGUCGCCUGCUCCAGCUUUCACUCUUUUACUUCGUUUUUCUCACUCUCCUACUCCCUCCCACCUAUGUACGGACAGUCCUCCGCCUCUGGAGGAGGUGGAAGCAGCAGGCGCCGGCAUAAGCCACCGCUUCCCCAAAACUCUAGUUCUAGGCCCCCUCACCAGAACCGAUCCAAGGAAAGAUCCCAAACUUGGAAAGACUCAAAAAAGCUUCUCGAGAAGGUGGGACGCGCCGUCGAGGAGGCUCGCCUCAAAAUUGUUGGGACUGGAGAGAGCGUGACGUCGUGGAAAGUUUCUCAGGAAGCGCUGUUGAUGCUCAAGAUCGACUCGUGGAGCUCUUUACGAUUUUCGAUGCAGCAGGUUCCGAAUCUUCAUAACCUUUUUGUCACGGAAGGGAAGAUAAAUGCAUUUAUCCAUUGCUUUAUUGGGGUUCGAAAAAUUACUUCAUUGUAUGAUUUGGAAGUGGCAAUCUGCGAGAACGAGGGUGUAGAGAAGUUUGAAGAGCUGGAGUUGGGCCCUUUGCUACGACACCCGCUUAUCUUGCAUUAUUUCUCAGUGAACUCUGAUGUAACAGAGGUCUUUAAAAUCACUAGUGAAGAGAUAAUUUCUUUCCUUUGGAAGUUCUCUCAUAAGAAGAAGUAUAAAGAUAUUAGUGCUGAAGGGUUUUUGGACUUCAUUGCUAAGAAGCAAUCAGUUGAGAGCAAGGAAAAGCUUGGCAUACGAAUUCAGAGCUUGAUGAUGCAUAUUUCUGCUAUUCGAAAAGCGGGGUUCUCAGAGAAUGCCACAAUAAAAAAAUCUGUGAAGGCAUUGAAAUCAGAAUCUGAUAAGAAAUGCAGGAAACAUCCUCCUUUGUCAUCACUGAAGAAGCAGCUGAAUGAACCUUCCAAUUCUACACAAAGUAUUGAAUCAUUUUUAUCAGAAAAGACGGAUUUAUGUGGAGGAGACAAAAGAUCAUUUGUUUCAUCAAGCUCAGAUGAUGAAAACAGUGAUGAUUGUACUUCUUAUGAUGAAAGGAUUGGCAAUUCUACACAAACUGUUAGAAGUUAUGACCAAAUUAUAGAUAUAGAUUUUCAUGCAGUAAAAUAUUACAAGAAGACUGAGGAGGAUAGCAAUGUGAAUGAAGCUGAUCUUGCAAUUGCGAAUAACUCUAAGAGGACACGCUUAUCAAAAAAGAACACUAACUCUAUGAGGUCGUUCAUAACAACCUGGAACGAGGCGUGUCGGGAGCAUACAGUGCCUGAGGUUUUCAAGAGGAUGCUUGAAUUUUAUGACAAAAAAGCUCCAGGAAAAAGGAAAGAGAAACGAAUAAAGAAAAUUGAAUCAAUGUUUUCAUCCUUCCCCUUUGCUGGAUUACUAAAUGUUGCAAUCUCAUCUAUCAAAUCUGGAAUGUGGGACAUCAUAUAUGAUACACACGAAGCUGCAAGUGAGACGGAAUUAACAAACAUAUUUAUCGAAAAAUCUUCUGAACAUGAGAUCACAGAUGUUGUUCCCAGUGUUAAGGAUGCACCAGUCAUUGCUGAGAAUGAAGUGGAGCUUAUACACGGUGUUUCUGUUCAAGACAUUAUCAGAAAAGUAGCAACGUAUUUUGACCUCAAUGACGUCAACAGUUAUGGUAUACCACUCCUUGAAAGAAGAAUCAUCCUCUUGAGGAAGCUUUAUAGCUGUGAGUUUUGGCUGGCAGAGCAAUUUUGCGCCAAGACGUUCAAGUCCCUUGGUUAUGGGGAUUUUUUAAUGUUCCUUGGAAAACAUGGCUCUCUGCUACCUCAUCAGAUGUACAAUUUCUUAAUAGGUGAUGUGUAUGAAAAUUCUCCUUUGGAGGUUUGCAUGCUCCAGAAUCAAUUGGUUGUUUUAGUAGCGCAAGCUUUGAAUGGCUUAUGGGGAGAUAAACAAGUUACCAAACAGAUGAUUUCUUUAUUGCUAAUGAGGCAAUUCCCAUUGAUUGGUUUCAAAAUUUCUGAAAAAGGUUCUGUUGCUGAUUUUCUAGAUAUUGUGGGGAAGCAUGAGAGCAAUGUAAUCUCAAAAGCUGUCCUAUUUUCUGUAACAUUAUUUGGAAUGAGUCAUGAUGGAGACUCGCUAGCCCAUCAUGAAAAUAAUCUAUUGGAAACCACAGAGGUGAAAAUUGACAUCAGCCAAAAUGCUGGAGCCCUUAAUUCUGUUACAGCCAAGGAUGCUAUUGAGCUUUUAUGUAGGGCACCGUUGUUGUCAGAUUUAAACUUAUGGACACAUUGGGACCUGAUAUUUGCUCCUUCGCUUGGUCCUCUUGUAACAUGGUUGUUGAAUGAAGUCAACACGCAGAAGUUAUUAUGUUUAGUGACUAAAGAAGGAAAGGUUAUCCGCUUGGAUCAUUCAGCUACUGUGGAUUCAUUCUUGGAAGCUGCACUUGAAAGAUCCCCUUUAAAAACAGCAGUGCAGCUUUUAUCUCUGUUCUCUUUAGUUGGGGGUGAAAAAUAUGUUCCCAUGUCUCUUUUAAAGUGUCAUACACGCCAUGCAUUUGAAGUUAUUAUGAAGAAUUUAUUGGAGAAUAUGGAAGUAAACGAGGCUCAGAACUCUCUGAUGCAAGGAUACACAAGACGGAGAAUGGUUGUUGAAACUGCUACUAGUAACUUGAGUAAUGAAUUACUCAUAAAUUUUGAAAAAAUGAAUAAAGCAGUGCCCGUUAUAUCCAGAUUUAUUCUUGACUGUCUUGGCUAUUUACCCCCAGAGUUUCGUGGUUUUGCUGCUGAUAUAUUACUUUCGGGAAUGCGAUCUCUUAUCAAAGAUGCUGCUUCAGCCGUUUUGUCUGAAUGCAACCAAACAGAGCAGCGUCUCAUGCUUCAUGAAGUAGGACUUUCUCUUGGUAUUGUAGAGUGGAUUGAUGAUUACCAUGCAUUUUGUUCCACUGAUGCUAGUGAUUUGUACCCACAUGAAACUUUAUGCUUGAACGUUGUUGCGCCUGAGAAAAGCCUCAGCUCAAAAACUAUGCAAGAUGUGUUGGACAAGCCUUCCACUUCUGAAGUAAAUACAAAUGUAUCUGCUGUGGCAGAUGAGCAUAAAGAACAAUGUACUGGAGUUUGUCAAUCAGUUGCUGGAUUAGAAGUUUUUGAUGGAAUUGGCCAUGGUCCCACACAACGUUUGUCUGAACUUGAUGAACAUAAGAAUGCAUCCCUGGUCAUUGAAUCUAUCAGGCAGGAUGAAUUUGGUCUGGAUCCAAGUCUUUCUAGCAUUGAAAGUAGCAUGUUGAAGAAGCAGCAUGCUCGCCUAGGGAGAGCACUUCACUGUCUUUCACAUGAGUUAUACUCUCAGGAUUCACAUUUUCUUCUUGAGCUGGUGCAAAAUGCUGAUGAUAAUAUUUAUCCAGAAGAUGUGGAACCAACUCUGACAUUCAUUCUUCAAGAGUCAGGAAUCAUUCUUCUAAAUAACGAGCGAGGCUUCUCUGCUCAAAACAUCAGAGCACUCUGUGAUGUUGGUAAUUCGACAAAGAAAGGAUCUAAUGCUGGAUAUAUAGGGCAGAAAGGCAUUGGCUUUAAAUCCGUUUUCCGGGUUACAGAUGCUCCAGAGAUUCAUUCUAAUGGAUUUCAUGUCAAGUUUGAUAUAAGUGAUGGUCAGAUUGGUUUUGUUUUGCCAACAUUAGUGCCUCUAUGUAAUAUUGACUUGUAUAGUAGGUUGGCAUCUGGUGACACCAGUGAUUUGGAUGCCAAACAGUGGAACACUUGCAUUGUACUUCCUUUCAGAACGAGAUUAUCAGAUGGAACUGUCAUGAAUAGCAUUAUGACCAUGUUUUCAGAUCUUCACCUAUCUUUGUUGCUGUUUCUUCACCGACUUAAGUGUAUUAAGUUUAGAAACUUGCUCAACAAUUCGCUCAUAGUUAUGAGAAAAGAAAUCAUGGGGGAUGGCAUCGUUAGGGUUUCACAUGGGAAAGAAAAAAUGACAUGGUUACUAGCAUCUCAGAAGUUGCGAGCAGAUGUCAUUCGUCCUGAUGUGCGUACAACGGAAAUCUCAGUAGCAUUUACAUUGCAGGAAUCAAUUGAUGGGGAUUGCAUUCCAAUUCUAGAACAGCAGCCUGUUUUUGCAUUUCUUCCUUUAAGAACUUAUGGUCUGAAAUUCAUUCUUCAAGGUGAUUUUGUCCUUCCUUCAUCUAGAGAGGAAGUGGACGGAGAUAGUUCUUGGAACCAGUGGUUGUCAUCUGAGUUUCCUGGUUUGUUUGUUGGUGCAGAGAGAUCCUUUUGUUCUCUUCUGUGUUUUAGAGAGAACCCUGGAAAAGCUGUGUCAGCAUUUAUGAGCUUUGUUCCGCUUGUUGGGGAAGUUCAUGGUUUCUUUUCUAGUCUUCCCCGGUUGAUUAUUUCUAAAUUACGGAUGUCGAACUGCUUACUUCUGGAAGGAGGCAAUGACAGAUGGGUUCCUACAUGCAAGGUUCUAAGAGGUUGGGAUGAACAGGCCCGCAUACUUCUUCCUGAUGGUUUGCUUAGUGAGAUUCUUGGCCUUGGUUUCUUGGAUAGAAAUAUAAAAAUGUCUGAUUCAUUAGCAAGGGCACUGGGUAUUCAGGAUUAUGGACCCACAAUUUUACUUCAAUUUAUAUCCUCUUUAAGUCAAGUGGAAAACGGUAUCAAAUCAAUGAGUCUGAGUUGGUUGUCUUCUUGGAUAAGUUCAUUCUAUAUAAUGUUAUUUCGUUCUGGACAAAUUCUAUUAAACUCUGAUACAGGAAUGGAUCUCAUAGAAAACCUUAAAAGGAUAAAGUUUAUUCCCCUUUCGGAUGGUACAUUCAGCUCAGUGAAUGAAGGUACAAUCUGGUUACCAUCUGACACUGGGUUUGAUGGUCAACAUCGACUUGAAGCUUUCCAAAGUUUAUUUGCUAAACUCCGGACUGUCAGUCCUGCCCUCCUUUCUGCAUCAACUUGUGAUACCUCAUUCAUGGACGUUAGUUUGGUAGACAACCUAACCAAGAUGUUUCACAGGAUUGAUGUCAAGCAGUUGUCUGCUCAUGAAAUUUUGAAGGCCCACAUCUUGCCAGCUGUAUCUAAUGACCGAAUUACAAAUAAGGACAAGCAUUUGAUGAUAGAGUAUAUUUGUUUUGCAAUGAUCCACCUACAGUCUAGCUGUCCUGAUUGUUGUGUUGAGAGGGUGAACAUAAUUUCCGAAUUACGAAAUAAAGCUUUCAUUUUAACAAAUUACGGCUUCAAACGGCCUGUUGAGGUGUCAAUUCAUUUUAGUAAGGAAUAUGGAAAUCCAGUCAAUGCAAAUAAGUUGACUAAUGUUGUAGAUAUGAAAUGGCACGAGGUUGAUGCCACCUAUCUGAGGCAUCCUGUUACUGAAUCAACCUCAUGUGGACUUAGGAAAUGGAGGGAAUUUUUCCAGGAAAUAGGUAUCUUGGAUUUUGUGAAAAUAUUUCAAGUUAAUAAGACUGUCGCCGAUAUUUCUCCUACCAUUUUUAAAAAUGUAAUGUGGGAAAGAGAUGUGGUUUCCCCAGAAUCAAUUGUCAGUGACUGGGAAUCUCACGAAUUGGUCCAUUUAAUGUCCCUGUUAUUGAAAAAUGGCACACCGCAAUGUUGUAUCUAUCUGUUGGAGGUUCUCGAUACACUGUGGGAUGGUCAUUUUAGUGAGAGUGUUACGGGUUACUGGAAUCCUAAGUCUGGUGGAGAUAGUAAACCCUUCAAGUCUUCUUUUUUGAGUAGCAUUUGUGAUGUCCAGUGGGUGGUAUCUAGCAUUGAUGAUGAGCUUCACUAUCCGAAAGAUUUGUUUUAUGAUUGUGAUACAGUACGCUCGAUUUUGGGCGCUUCUGCUCCAUAUGCUGUCCCAAAGGUGAAAUGUCAAAAGUUAGUUCGUGAUAUUGGGUUUAAGGUUAAAGUUACCAUGGAUGACAUUUUGGAAAUUCUAGAAGUAUGGAGAAGAUCUAGGACACCUUUUAAGGCCAGCAUAUCACAAAUGUCAAAAUUGUACACGUUCAUUUGGGAUGAAAUGAACACUUCAGAGAAGAAACUCAAAGUGGAGUUGACUUCAGGACCUUUUAUAUUUUUUCCGUCUGCAUCCGGCUUUAGGCUUGAGGAUGUGGUACCUGGUAAGUUUUUAUCUCUUGAAGAAGUAUGUUGGCAUGAUCCAACUGGUGCCCUGGACCAAAUGAAGGAGAUUCAUCCUUAUCACAGUUUGACAGAAGCGAAUCAUAGUCCCUUGACCUGGACACUGAGCAGUGUUUAUCCAGGCCUUCGUUACUUUUUCAUGGACGGCUGUGGACAUGAGACCCCUCCUCUCUGCAGCUAUUUACAGAUUUUGCUGCUGUUAUCUACUGUUGCUUUGCCUUCACUUGUUCCUAAUAUAGUUUUUCAAGUUUUUCUCAUGUGGAGUGAUGGACUGAAAUCUGGACUACUAACUCCAGAAGAUGUCAUUUACUUGAAACAAUGUCUUUUGAAAUCAGAGUUUAUGGUGCUUCCAACUGAACAAGAUAAGUGGGUCUCACUGCAUCCGUCCUUUGGCCCUGUGUGCUGGUGCGAUGAUAGGAAGUUUGAGAAGCAAUUCAAGCAUUUCGAUAAGAUUGAUUUUCUGUAUUUUGGCAAACUUAGUGAGGAUCAAAAAGAGAUACUUCAGACAAAAGUUUCUGUACUCAUGGAAAACUUAGGGAUUCCCGCUCUCUCUGAGGUUGUAACUCGUGAAGCUGUAUAUUAUGGUCUGGCUGACUGUAGCUUCAAAGCAUCGUUAGUGAGCUGGGCUCUUCCUUAUGCUCAGCGCUACAUCUGUAGUGUACACCCCAAUAAUUAUAUUCAACUCAAGCAGUCUGGAUUCAGUCUUCUGAAUCUUCUGCAAGUCGUUGUUGUUGACAAGCUGUACUACAGGAAUGCUAUAAAGAGAGGUGCUGGUGCAUCAAACGAACGCAUUGAAUGUAGCUGUCUUCUGCAGGACAAUAUUUUGUACACCACCGAAGAAUCUGAUUGUCAUGCCAUAUAUAUGGAGCUGUCUCGUUUAGUAUUUAAUGGAACUCCUGAUUUACACUUGGCUAAUUUCCUUCACAUGAUCACAAACAUGGCCGAAUCAGGAUCCACUGAGGAGCAGACAGAGUUUUUCAUCUUGAAUAGCCAAAAGGUGCCAAAGCUUCCUGACGAGGAAUCUGUGUGGUGCCUCUCAGCCGUGCCUUCUUUGACAAAGAAUGAUGAUUCACCCCAGACAAGUUUUAGUUCAAAAGCAACAGAUGAAAAAAGUUAUUUAAACCCCAAAAGGAAAGCAAGAAAGAACUCAAACUGGCCACCUGUGGAUUGGAAAAGUGCACCAGGUUGUAGUUAUGCUCAGGCAAGAUUUAGGACACGGGAAACAAGUGCACAGCAUGGGGGCAGCCCACAAAAGAAAGAGGAUAAUUAUGAAGGGACAGUCAUGCAAACGGAUAAUGUUUUUUCUAUCUCAACCUCCGAUGAUUGGACCAUUGAAGAUGAUUCAGCAGCGGCUGCAAUGGCUUUUGUUUUGUCAGAUAACAACAAUUUGGAAGAUCACUCUGACCAAGCUUGCAAUCAGAUUGAUUCUGGAAUGAAAGUUGAAUUUAAUCGCCUUGAUUUAGAUACUAAGCCUGAUGGCUCUGAGUUUGCUUCGUCUAAUUUUCACAAGAGAGACCAACUUAGAACUGGGACACCUGAUGCAACACAAGCUGCACGUACGGGGAGACUGGGUGAGCUUGUUGCUUUCAAAUACAUUAUUGGGAAAGCUGGUGAGACGAUUGUGAAGUGGGUUAAUGAAGAUAGUGAAACUGGUUUACCCUAUGACAUUACUGUAGGGGAGGAGAAUAGCAAAGAGUACAUUGAAGUUAAAGCGACCAAAUCUCAAACAAAGGACUGGUUCGACAUAUCAAGAAGAGAGUGGCAAUUUGCGGUGGAUAAAGGUGAAUCAUUCAGCAUUAUCCAUGUUGUUUUAUUAGGAAAUAAUGUUGCAAGGGUCUCAGUGUUCAAGAAUCCUGUAAAAUUAUGUCAGUUAGGCAAGCUGCAAUUGGUUGCUAUAAUGCCAACGCCACAUGAGGAAUUCUCCAUUGUCUCCUAAGACUGGACCCAUUUUCAUAUGUGCUUCUGGGAGAUUGACUCCAUAAAGUGUUAGCCAAAGUAUGAUUGCCUUCACAGAAAUCAUCUGAAA
Molecule: messenger RNA, 8217 nt
Organism: Juglans microcarpa x Juglans regia
Lineage: Eukaryota; Viridiplantae; Streptophyta; Magnoliopsida; Fagales; Juglandaceae
Product: protein NO VEIN-like
Biological process (GO): embryo development ending in seed dormancy; leaf vascular tissue pattern formation; root development
Cellular component (GO): nucleus
Source: RefSeq, a predicted model, not a curated record